Messenger RNA from Antrostomus carolinensis (chuck-will's-widow), 1141 nucleotides. RefSeq names its product secreted frizzled-related protein 2. The record is from RefSeq and is a predicted model, not a curated record. The annotation marks the transcript as partial. The transcript is spliced from 2 exons. NCBI's taxonomy places the organism in Eukaryota, Metazoa, Chordata, Aves, Caprimulgiformes, Caprimulgidae. Gene Ontology annotation, molecular function: protein binding.
CACCCAAGGUCUGCGAUGCCUGCAAAAACAAAAAUGAAGAUGAUAAUGACAUCGUGGAAAACCUCUGCAAAAAUGAUUUUGCCUUGAAGAUAAAAGUGAAGGAGAUUGCCUACAUCAAUGGGGAUACCAAAAUCACCCCUGAAACAAAGAGCAAAACCAUCUACAAGCUGAAUGGGCUGACAGAAAGGGAUCUGAGGAAGAUCGUGCUCUGGCUCAAAGGUGGCCUCCAGUGUACCUGCGAUGAGAUGAAUGACAUCAACGUUCCCUACUUGGUGAUGGGGCAGAAGCAAGCUGGGGAACUGGUGAUCACCUCGCUGAAGCGGUGGCAGAAAGGGCAGCGGGCUUUCAAGCGGUUCUCCCGCAGCAUCCGCAAACUGCAGUGUUAGUGGCUUCGGCUCUGGCUGCCUCCAACAGCCACCUCUGUCCCGAGCUCUGCGGGCCUCCUGCACCUUCUUGCUUUGGCCCCUCUGAGCAUCGAGAUGCCAUGGGCAUGAGGCACGGUGUCUGCUCUCCAAGAGGGGAGGGAGCCCUCCGUUUCUGUACAUAGGUUAAAGUGUAAUAAAAAAAAAAAAUCAUGAUUAUUUUUUGGAAGUAUUAAAGUAUCCUGCUUAAAGCUUUUUUUUUUUUUUUUUUUUUUAUGGUUGCAAAUGUGACUUUGGUCUGAGGUUUUUCCCUCUUCAUUUUGGUAAUGCUGGUUCAUUUAUAUUGCUGCUUCUCUGUAUACAUGCAUGUUUGUUGUGCAAAAGUAGGAGAUGCAGAGAAAGACAGCCACGCGUGCGACUGGCCUGUCACAGUGGGUAUGACUCUUUCACCGAGGUGAAAUGGCUUGCCAUCUAUAUUAACACUAUAAAAAUCAUGUUACGACUCUUGUAUGUGAUACAUAGGCACCAGUAAGAGUAUAUUAACCAUUCUCACAUUUUAUUUUCCACAAGUCUGAGCCCUUCUCUCUCAGAAAAAAAGAACAAGUUGAUCUGAAUGCAACUUUUUUUUUUAAUUAUGUUGAAAAUUAAACCAUCUCUAGCCUAACUGUAAUAUACCUAGUGAUUAACCUGAAAGAGUUGUAAAAUAUUGCUUUAAUUAACCUUGUAAAUACUCCAGAUAAAUGUUAUAUUCUUGUAUAUAAACUUUACAUCAUAGUUUA